AUGGGUGACCAAAAUCAAGUAUUAUCCCGUCCCAUUUUCCGCCGAGAUGUGAGCUGGGAUCCUUUCCCAAACUGGACACAGCCGAGUCGAAUCUUUGCGCAGGAUUUUGGCCUCCCUCCUUUCCUGGAGCCUAGUGAUCUGGACUGGAUAGACUGGGCAAAGAGGAGGCUGGCAUCUUUCUCCUGGCCAGGGUACACACAGACCCCUCUUCUGCCACCACUCAGGGGUCAGCACCCUGCAAACCAAAAAGGUCUGAGACAGCUGACCAGUGGGGUGUCAGAGAUCAGAACAGGUCAGGACAGCUGGAAAAUUAACUUGGACGUCAAUCACUUUUCACCUGAGGAGAUUACAAUCACAACCAAGGAGGGUUAUUUGCAAAUAUCAGGAAAUCAUGAAGAAAGGCAGGAUGAGCAUGGAUUGGUUUCAAGAUGCUUCACCCGUAAAUACAAGCUACCACAGGGAGUGGACUUGCGUCACAUCAGCUCCUCGCUGUCUGGUGAUGGAGUCCUGUCUGUAGAGGCCCCCGUCCCUGGAACAUCCAUCAGCGACACAGCCAAUGAGAUGGUCAUACCUGUUCAGAUCAAACAGGAGCAGGAUGAUGAAAAGUGA
Messenger RNA from Scomber japonicus (chub mackerel), 609 nucleotides. RefSeq names its product heat shock protein beta-1-like. Gene Ontology annotation, biological process: protein refolding; response to heat. The record is from RefSeq and is a predicted model, not a curated record. The transcript has 3 exons. Bases 1 to 609 code for a protein of 202 amino acids. Gene Ontology annotation, molecular function: protein folding chaperone. NCBI's taxonomy places the organism in Eukaryota, Metazoa, Chordata, Actinopteri, Scombriformes, Scombridae.